Diorhabda carinulata is the source of this 3066-nucleotide messenger RNA. RefSeq names its product transmembrane protein 272-like. The transcript has 4 exons. The record is from RefSeq and is a predicted model, not a curated record. Lineage: Eukaryota; Metazoa; Arthropoda; Insecta; Coleoptera; Chrysomelidae. The coding region runs from base 153 to 788 and encodes 211 amino acids.
AAACUUGACAAUAGAAUAUAGUGAGAGAAGCGGAGGGGAAAUCGAAUGACAGCUUGUAACGGUAUAGUGAAAUCAACACUGUGAUUCUGUUUUAGUGCUAACACGUGUGAUGUAAGUAGGCAUAGUAGUACUAAUCGUAAGUGCGGGCAACCAUGGCAAAUCAACAAACCACAGAUCCCGUAGCAUCCCAAAAUCAGCCAUUGAAUAACCCACCAGAAAGCGCUAAUAAUGAAAAUAGCGUUGAGAGGAUGCGCACAGAGAGGAUUACCAAAAUUAAACAAAAAGUUCUGCCUGGUGUUAAAAUAACAUUAUUGAUCUCCGUCAUAAUAUACAUAGCCAUGUUUAUUAUUGGUAUUCUAGGCGUCCAUCACUGCCCCGCCGAAGAGAACAUCCCUUUGUUUCUAAUAGCUACUGGAGCUGUAGGUUUGAUUACGAAAAUUACAACCUACAUGAGAGAACAUAUAAUGAGACAUUUCCAAGUUGGUUAUAUGGAAUCUAGUAUGUACACCGUAGAAAUGGUCUUCCUUAUUUUAGGAGCAUACUGGGUUUACAAAGAAUAUCCUCCGAGCUACGUCCCAGGUACUUUAGGAUAUUGCAGAAAGAGUACCUACAUGCUCGCCUUCGUUUAUAUCACUAUCAUAUUAUCAAUCGCUUUUGUAGCUCUAGCUGGAUUUUUGUUUUUCUUAUGUUGUAUUUGUUGCUUGGGAUGCGCUCUUAGCAGAAACGAUGAUGCAGAAUCAGGUAACGCACGUACAGGUAACGCAACAAAUGGAGGAAGUGUGGCUUAACAAGUGACAGCAACAUAAUUUUAUGCUCUGUUCCUCAAAUGGCUGAGUUUAUAAUGAUGAGAGAUCAUUAAUUUGAUUAGAUACAUGAGUUUGCAGUUUUAAUAAUGGAAGCAGCUGAUAUUUAAAUUCACAUUACAUUUAUAUGUUUAUGUUGAUAUUUAAUUAUAGAUUUGAUAACUGUUAUUGUACAUUUUUUUUCUUGAAUAUAUAGAUAUGUCAUUUUUUUUAUUUCAUUGAUCACUCUUGUUCUACAACAUUAUUGUAUUUGAUUCUUCUCAAUAAAUAUAUCAAUUCGUAAUUUCGUUUAUUAGUCCAGACGCUAGUAAUGAUUUUUGGCACACAUGUAGUUUGGAAGAGUACUUUUAAAAACAAUUGUUCGGCGCGUAAACAGCCAUGGAAAAUGAGGUAAACUACCGGAAAAAAUAAAAAUUGGUAUUUCAUCAAUAAUGUUGUAGGGAUUGAGAACUUUGAUACAAUGUAUAGAAAUGAGUAUUUAGAGCAUGAAAAUUUUUACAAAAAAGCUGAGUUAAUUGGUCUCUAACUGUGUGUGUUCGUGAUUUGAGUAGACUGAAAUCAGAUUCUCAUAAUAUUGUAAAGUUGAUUUGUCGUUUAUACACAAUUGAUUUUCAUGAAUUCGCUCCCCGAUUCUGAAAACAACUUUGACAGUUCGAAUUAUCUAUUUAUGACCUAACAGUAUUUCAAAGGAUUUCCUCAUAAUCUUUUAUUAUCUAUAGUUCCACUUCAAUUGAAAUAAAUUUCUUAAACGUGGGAGAAAGGAUGAAAUCAUAUAGACCGGGUGAAGUUUAAGAAAUAAGAAAUUGGAAUUUUCGAACUGUAAUAAGUGAAAAAGCAGGAAAAAAAUACUAGUAGAAACCAGAAUAAGCAAAUAGAGUGUUCAAACUGCACGUAUUCCAAAAAUCAUUUCUUUUGGGUCUAGUGUCAGGUUAAAACACUUGGUUCCUGGACUAUACAAGUAUGUAGCCCAAAGCAGAACUGUUGAUGUUUUGAAAAUCGAUAAGAUCUAUCGAUGAAUACAGGAUGAGUCAUCUGGAACUUUACAUACUUUUACCCUAUGUAGAGCUACUCAGGAAGGAUAUCAUGACGUUACUGAAAAGUUUCACUCCUCUUUUUAUUAAUUUAAAGGACGAUUGUGGAAUUGUAAAAUUGGCUAUAGUGUUCACACAGCUUAUUUAAGAUUCUUGAAUAAGACAACCAUAAUGACAUUACGAAAAACACCAAACAACGAAAACAGAAUCUUAUAAAAAUCACUACAAACAAUUUUAAAACAAUAACUAAAAGUAAAAAGUAAAAGUCAAUAAUUUUAUCUGAUGCAUAGUGGGAUUGUUAAAAGCUUAAGCUCAAGUUUGUAAGGUUAUAGCCCUUGGAAAACUCCACCAUCUUCAGAAAAGAAGUGAAAUCAUUUUGACAACAUAGCAAUGCUAUUUUUUUACGCGAGAGAUAGUUUCAUUGUUAUUUUGCAAAAACUGUUUAACCUCUUUUUCAAGGUGGUGAAUUUUUCCCAAAUUUUGCAACCCCACAACCCGGUUUUAAAAUUUCCAUACCGUCCUCAAUGCAUGAAAUGAAUUGCUGAUGGAUAAAUGCAAGGUUGGGGCAUAUUUUUGUAACUUUUGUCAAAGAACUAGGUACAUUGAACAUCGUAGAUGUGCGUCAAGGAGUAGUACUACUGUUGAAUCUAAAGAUGUUAAUAGGAUAAUUAAUUUUAAUCAUGUCUUGAUAACAAAUAACACAAUAAUUUUUAUAACAACGAAUUCAUUCUUAAAUGAAGAUUAUUUAUUUAAAUUUAAAGUUUUAGAAUUAUUUUUCCUUAAUCAAAUUUAGAUCAAAACAUUUAAUUUUUAUUUAUAUAUAUCAUCUCGGAAAAAUAUUACGUUGCAUAUUUACACAUUAAAACGACAAAAUAAUGUUCUAUCAAUCAUUUUUAUUACAUGAAGUUAAUUGAGCAAUUAUUUUGACGAAUAGUUUCAUGCAAACAAAACUAAAAAUAACUAUUGCUAGUGUCUUGGCAAAAUCACAAAUAGUUAUUUCGGUUACAAAUUGCACAUUAUAUUAAAAAUGAGCACAUGUCUGGGACUGGGUAAAUAUAUAUUAAAAUUAAAAAUGUGUUCGAUGUGAGAAUAUUUUCGAGAUUUUUGACAUGGCAGAAGAUGGAGAAAAGACACCACCAACGCCAAGUAGUUCUGCAUCCUGUAACGAUGUUGAAAAAGGAGAAAAUAUAAAAAUUUUAGAAGUCGAAGAAGAUAAUGAACCAUUAGAAAAA